Molecule: messenger RNA, 932 nt
Organism: Xenopus laevis (African clawed frog)
Lineage: Eukaryota; Metazoa; Chordata; Amphibia; Anura; Pipidae
Product: vegetative cell wall protein gp1-like
Exons: 6
Coding region: 1-816 (271 amino acids)
Source: RefSeq, a predicted model, not a curated record
AUGAGGUCUCAUUAUCCCUACUUUUUACUCUUAAUCACAAUCAGUAUCUCUGUCCUCCCCCGGGCCACAGGAUCAAUAGUACCAGGACUAACAGGUAAAUGUCCUCAUGCUCUACCUGGGAAAAUCUGCCUGGGGAUAGUUAGUCGGUGUGCGUCGGAUAGAGAAUGCAAAUGGGGUGAAAAGUGCUGUGACAAUGGCUGCGGGAAGUCCUGCAUAAAAGUCCGAGGGGAUUUUCCAGGAGGAGACUUUCAACAAUUUCCACCACACAAGCCACCAGUAUUUCCAAAGCCUAAAGCAACGUGCCCCAGCCAUGUAAUGAAGUUUCGCUGCCUAGGGAAAAUUCGGGAUGAGUGUCAGGCUGAUACGGAUUGUGGCUGGAAUGAAAAGUGCUGUGAUAAUGGCUGUGAAAUGGUUUGCACUAAUGGCGAGGAACAAGGUAUUCCAAAAGAGCCACCGUUCAAACCCCCGAAACUCCCAAAGCCUGAAGGUAUACUUCCAACUCUUAAACCACUCUUACCUAGACCACCAAAAAUCCCUGUCUUAAAACCGAAACCACAACCUCCCAUAAUAGACCCACCAGUGCCACCCUUUCCUUUUCCCAUACCUGAACCAAAGAGGCCACAUUUUCCACCAUUUUGGGACCCUCCUGCACCUGAACCACAACCUCCCAUAAAAGACCCACCAGUCCCACCUUUUCCUUUUCCCAUACCUCCUGAACCAGAGAGGCCACGUUUUCCACCAUUUUGGGACCCUCAACCUGAACCCUAUUACCCAGAUCAACCGGAACCUAUAGAUGUUGUUAAAUAUAUACCAUAAGACUGGAAUUAACACUCUGCAUAGAAAUGAAGAUUGUUCUACUCAACUCUAAAAGAACAAGCCAUUGAGCCGCAAGACGUAGAUCCUUUUAAUAUAAAUAAAAUGUCUUUACAGAA